AUGACCAAUGCCACUCUGGUGACUGAAUUCAUCCUCAUGGGGUUCUCUGAGGUCCGUGAGCUACAGAUAUCACAUGCUGUGCUAUUCCUAUUGAUUUAUGUGGGAGCCUUGCUGGGGAAUCUACUCAUCAUUGUCCUUACCACCUUUGAUGAGCAGCUCCACAUCCCCAUGUAUUACUUUCUGAAGCACUUGUCCUGUUUAGACCUUUGCUACAUCUCUGUCACUGUUCCCAAAUUCAUCAGCAAUAACCUGGCCAACAGAAACUCCAUCUCUUUCCUGGGAUGCAUUGCACAAGUGUUUUUAGUGGUUUUCUUAGCCUGUACAGAAUUAGCCUUGCUCACAGGGAUGUCCUAUGACCGUUAUGUGGCCAUAUGCCAUCCUCUGCACUAUGCAGUCAUCAUGAAGAGAAGGACCUGUGUGAAGCUGGCAGCUUUCUCUUGGCUCAGUGGGGGACUUUCAGGCCUCUUACACACAGCGACCAGCUUUUCCUUGCCUUUCUGUGAGUCUACCAGGAUUCAUCAGUUCUUUUGUGAGAUUCCCCAAAUCCUCAGACUUUCCUGCUCAGACAAUUACUCAGCUGAAAUUGGAGCCCUUGCCAUCACUUCUUCUUUGAGUUUUGGCUGUUUCCUCUCCAUUGCCAUCUCAUACACCCACAUAUUCUCAACCAUUCUGAAGAUCCCCUCUGUGACGGGUCGGUCCAGAGCUUUCUCCACUUGCAUACCUCAUCUUAUCGUUGUCACUAUCUUUCUUCAUAGUGCAGCAGUUGCCUACCUAAAGCCAAGCUCAGCCUGUCCCUCUUUUGUGGACCUCCUGGUGUCUGUCUUCUAUACUGUCCUGCCCCCUACUCUGAACCCCAUCAUCUACAGUCUAAGGAACAAGGACAUGAAAGCUGCCCUAAGGAAGCUGGUGAGGAGAUCAUGUUAA
Molecule: messenger RNA, 924 nt
Organism: Trichosurus vulpecula (common brushtail)
Lineage: Eukaryota; Metazoa; Chordata; Mammalia; Diprotodontia; Phalangeridae
Product: olfactory receptor 14A16-like
Exons: 1
Coding region: 1-924 (307 amino acids)
Biological process (GO): G protein-coupled receptor signaling pathway
Cellular component (GO): membrane
Molecular function (GO): odorant binding; G protein-coupled receptor activity; olfactory receptor activity
Source: RefSeq, a predicted model, not a curated record